AGAGCCCCCCUAACUGAUCUGCAAAAGUGUCAAGCAAGUCGUUUCCCAUCUUUGCACCUUGCCUUCCAGUAGAGUUCUUGCCUUUCAAGAUAAAUCCUGUCUUCCAGGAGAAUAUCUGCCUUCCAGAAAUCGAACUCACGACCUCUGAUCUGCCAGUCUUGAAGCGUCUUCAUCUUUGUCAGUUGGAAUGUGCUCUGAGGGACAAAUUAGCCUAUAUUUUUUUCCACUACAUAAAAUAGCUCAAAAAUGAAAAUUUCAUGUAUAACUCAACUUUAAAUUUAAAAUACCGUUCUAGUUUCAACACAACAACUGAAGAAAAUAUUAUCGUCAACAAGAUUUGAACUCUUCUUCCGUCAAAUAUGUCCUGUAAACUAUGUCAAUAUUUUUGACAGUUUUUCUUUUGCCGUUGUAAGAAGGAAAUUGUGACAAAGCUUUUUCACCUUGAAUCUCAACGACUCCAUCAUCCUUAAAUUCCUCUCCCAAAUAAUUUAAAUAAAAAAGCAUGCUUCCUUUGUCCUUCAACUUAUUUGUAAACUUUGAAAAACACACUCCAAAAGAAGUCAAAAUUGUCGUUCAAACUACAGCUUCUUUAAAUGACCAGUAAAACCAUCUUGUCAAUUUCAUCAAUGCUGGUCUACAAACACCAUAUUUAAUCUUCUUAUCCCAUCUCUACGACAACCAUAACCUGGAUCUUGAAUAAUGGAUUUGAUGGAAACCAUGGCCGUUGAUCAUGUGAUCAUCACAGAUAACCCAAGUCCAAGAAUCUCAUUUUCUGAUGAAGUUGCAAUGUUUAAAGACACCCCAUAUCGCUCAGAUUCUGCACAGUUUGACUCAGCUUCUGAUUUUGAUUUCUGUAAUACCAGUAAUGGAACUUGUUUAGCUGAUGAGCUAUUUUCAGAUGGCCUAAUUCUACCUCUCCAACUUCAAGAAAAGUUUGUUAAUUCCAAACAACUUUCGACGUCUAAGCCUCCACCGCCAUUUCCUCCAACAAAUCAGAAUUUAAAGCAGGAAAGCAUUGAUCAAAAGCCUCAAUCAAAGUCACCUUUCUGGCAUUUGAAGAGAAGUAGUAGCCUUCAUUGUGAUGACAAUUCCAAGAAAAGUUCGAUUUGGUCUUCGUUAUCGCGUAGUAAUUCAACAGGCUCUGUCCCCAAUUCGAAGAAGCUGUCCAAGAAUUCUUCUGCAAAAGUUGGUUCACAAAAGCCACCGUUGAGGAAAAAUCCUAGAGGGCCCUAUGGUACUGGUGUUCAGAUUAGUCCAGUACUGAAUGGACCACCUCCUUAUAUUAUGUCUGUGAGUACUGGUAAUCUCUUUGGUCUGGGGACAUUGUUUCGCAAUGGAAAAGGCAAGAACAUCAAGAAAUGAUCUUCAUGUAAUUGACCAUCGUUAAUUAGGAUACUUGGAAUUUUAUGUAAGAUAUCGUGUCCAACAACAAAUGAAGCCUUUGGGGUCGGCUGAAAGAAUUCCUGUUCAUCACUUUCUUUCUGUUCGUUGUUCGAUCUAGAGGGAGACCUAAGGCAUAUCGUGUAUGUAAAUCAUUAUGAAGAAUUAUUGACUAAGAAAUGGUAGAAUUAGAUUAGAUGUAUAAUAGAAGGGAUAAGGAAAGAGAAGGAUAAUCAGAAUUUAUGGAGAGUUUUGUGAAUUUUCAUGUUGAUGCAUAUCAACAUGUCACUAGCUGAGGAGACAUAAAAAAAACAGCUAACCUUGUUCAUGCUUGUCCGUUUCGGUUCUUCUUUAAGCUUUUUGUUUUAUGCUUACCUGCUUUGUUUAGAUUUUUCUUUGGAUUUUCAUGGUACUAAAUGUGAUUUUUCAGGGUUUUUUAUUUUUUCCUGCCAUGAUUUGUAGCAGCAGCAGUAUUUUCAUUAACAUAUGUAACUAAUCUACUGCUGCUAUG
Molecule: messenger RNA, 1891 nt
Organism: Olea europaea var. sylvestris
Lineage: Eukaryota; Viridiplantae; Streptophyta; Magnoliopsida; Lamiales; Oleaceae
Exons: 1
Coding region: 700-1362 (220 amino acids)
Source: RefSeq, a predicted model, not a curated record